Westerdykella ornata is the source of this 1950-nucleotide messenger RNA. Its product is annotated as S-glutathione dehydrogenase. The transcript has 3 exons. The record is from RefSeq and is a predicted model, not a curated record. NCBI's taxonomy places the organism in Eukaryota, Fungi, Ascomycota, Dothideomycetes, Pleosporales, Sporormiaceae. Gene Ontology annotation, molecular function: zinc ion binding; oxidoreductase activity. Bases 372 to 1709 code for a protein of 445 amino acids.
UCGAAUAUUGACUCCCCUCACAUGUCACAGCGAUGACCUCAAUGAUGCUGCCAGCCCAGUCCAAGCCUUCAACCACACAAUGGCAAUUCGAUGACGAAUCCCCUGCUGGAUACCCCUUCGUGGAAUGGGAACCCGACUCGCCCCCAUUCUGACCAGUCAUGACGUCUUGCGGAUCUGACGAGCAGGACUUAUUGCCGGCCGGCACUUGAUGGGAUAUAUAUAAAUAUUGUAAUUUGGAUCUCUGUUUUGACAUAAGAAAAUCGACUUCUUCCUCCAAAAACUGACCUCUGUUCUCCUUAACAUAUCUGCUUCUUACCGGUGAUUGAUACCCCCUUCCCUGUGGUAACCGACACUCGCAAACGUUCAUCACCAUGGCUACGUCUCAAGCAGCCCUCAAGGCCGAGCAGGCCAUUGGUCACGGUGAUAACGCUACGACGCUCCAGGACAUGAGCAACCCGUCUUUGUACAGCUCUGGCGACGCCUCAGAGAAGAUGAAGGCGCUGGCAUGGAUGGGCAAGAACAAGGUCGAGAUCGUCGAGUGCCCCAAGCCCAAGAUCCUCGAGCCUCGCGAUGUCAUUCUCAAGAUUACCGGAUCGACAGUCUGUGGUUCAGACUUGCAUUUGCUACAUGGAACUGUCGUCGAGAUGCAAAAGGGCGACAUUCUGGGCCACGAGUUCUGCGGUGUUGUGGACGCGAUCGGUCCUGGGGUUAAGAACUUGAAGAAGGGACAGCGCGUUGUCGCAUCAUUCCAGAUUGCCUGCGGCGAGUGCUAUUACUGCAAACAGAAGCUAUCCUCGCAAUGCGAGAAAACCAACGCCAACACCCUCAUGAACGCAAUGUAUGGCGGCCGCACAGCAGGCAUGUUCGGCUACAGCCACUUCACUGGCGGAUUCGCCGGCGGCCAGGCAGAGUACACCCGGGUUCCCUACGCCGACGUCAACCUGCUUCCCCUACCCGACGAUGUCCCUGAUGAAAAGGGCCUGUACCUCAGCGACGUUCUGGGAACGAGCUGGCAUGCAGUCGUGGACACUGGUGUGAAGAAGGGAGACGUGGUCGCCAUCUGGGGAGCCGGACCCAUUGGCCAAAUGGCCGCUGACUUCUCCCUCCUCAACGGCGCCUCGCGCGUCAUCAUGAUCGACCAGAACUGGCGAUUGGAGUGGGUCCAGAAGAAGUACCCGAACGUUGACAUUUUGGACUUCACCAAGCUGGGCAAGGGAGAAUCCGUCACAAGCAAGCUCAAAGAGAUGUGCAACAACCGCGGUCCGGACGUCAGCAUUGAAUGCGCUGCUGGCGAGUACGCGAAGGGCUGGGCUCACUAUUUUGAGAUGUUGCUGGGCUUGGAGACGGAUACCAGCGAGAUUGUCAACGAGAUGAUUACCAGCACUCGCAACUUUGGUCGUUGCGGUAUUACCGGUGUCUAUGCUGGCUUCACCAACCACUUCAACAUCGGCUCCCUCAUGGAGCGCGGCAUCCGCCUCAUCGGCAACGGCCAGGCGCCCGUACAGCUCUACUGGGAGUCACUCCUCAAGAUGAUUCAGGAGGGCAAGAUCGACCCGCUCAGGAUGGUCACGCACCGCGUCCGCCUCGAGGACUUGGACAAGGUGUACUACAAGUUUGAGAACAAGGAGGACGGCAUGCAGAAAGUCUUUGUUGAGACGAGGUUCUCGCGCCCUGCGGCACCGGGAAGUCCAAGCCUGACGAGGUAUUGAGUUGAUGGUUAUAGUUCAUGGCUGAUGACAGACAGUAUCAGGGGACUUCAUGAAAGUGUGGGCGAGUCAGUUGGCGUUUCCGUUUCUUGUUUUGGUAGAUUGGGUGUAAAAUACUACUAUAAACAUUGAUCUCUUGUUAUGAACGAAUGUGUAUCAUUAGGAUUAGUAUAUAUAUAUAUAUAUCUUGGUCUUGAUGCACGUAUCCCGCUCAAGUGGCACGACAAAUCGCCCCUCAACGUCC